Molecule: messenger RNA, 3934 nt
Organism: Austrofundulus limnaeus
Lineage: Eukaryota; Metazoa; Chordata; Actinopteri; Cyprinodontiformes; Rivulidae
Gene: ano6
Product: anoctamin 6
Exons: 20
Coding region: 549-3293 (914 amino acids)
Biological process (GO): chloride transmembrane transport; calcium activated phosphatidylcholine scrambling; calcium activated phosphatidylserine scrambling
Cellular component (GO): plasma membrane
Molecular function (GO): chloride channel activity; protein dimerization activity
Source: RefSeq, a predicted model, not a curated record
AAAAAUCACGAUAUAAUAAAUGUCAUUUUUAUUCAAGUUGAGCAUGUAAAAUAAUAUAUAUAUGUUGUGCUACAUGUUGAGUUGUCAAUGAUUAUAACAAUCCUGAGUCGCGCCCUGCAAGAAGAUGCUCUUCCAUUUUUUUUAAUUUUUGCUUUUGUUUUGCGAAGUAAAGUUGAUGUCAAAUGGUAAGUUUUAUGAAAUGACGUUCUUGAUCGUACCAAAAACAACGUUUUUUCCUUUACAUCAACUUACUUACGAGUUGUUUUGAAAGUGAUUUUAUCCAAAUGAUAUCGGAUGUAUGUGGGCUGACGUCACUUAUCAAGUUCAGCAUCGACUCCUUUUUCAGUUUUUCGAAGGUCGUCCUUCCUCCGCCGCCUYAAACUCCACCCGCGUUAUUGCCAUUUUCUCGUGCCUCAACUUGACCAGACAUUCUUUUGUUCAGACUGGRUCUUAGUGUGUUGAAAUAAAGCAGGAAUGUCCGGGCCACGGGCUUAUUUUUGCGCCCCAAAAUCACUUUAAUAUGUUGACGCACGAGACCCUUUGACGAUAUGAGCGACGACAUCCUUGAGAGGGACUCCGCGUCCGAAAACGGGGACUUCAAUGACAUACAGUUGGGGAUGAUAGAUGAGGAAAUAGUGUACCCUGAAGAGUUUUUACCCACGUAUGAGUCUAUAAACGAAAAAACAAUAUUAACCAAAGUGCAACAGGUCGAGUAUAAUAACAGACCCGAUUCGUUAUUCUUCAACGACGGCCAGCGGAGGAUCGAUUACAUCCUGGUGUACGAAGAUGAGGACAAGCAGGCGUUUGACAAGAGGCAUGUGUUCCAAAGGCGAAAGAGAAGACGGGAGUACUUUGAGGCCAGCCUGAUGAAGAUGGGUAUUGAGCUGGAAGCCGUGCCAUCUGUGGUGGACGACAAAGUCAUAUUCGUGAAGGUUCACAUGCCGUGGGAUGUGCUGUGCACGUACGCCGAGGUCCUGCACAUCAAGGUUCCCAUCAAGCCCAACGACAUCCCCCGCCGYCCAUCACUGGGGCGCUUUUUCAAGUGCAUCACCAAACACUUCUAUCCCGACGAAGACCUGAUCCGAAAGGAGCCCGAGUUCUUCACUGCUCCCUUCGAGAAACGACGAGCGAAGGACUUUUUGAGCAUAAACAGGGAUCUCUUCUUUACACCGUCCAUGCGGAGCAGAAUGGCGUUUUACAUCUUAAGCAGAGCUCCCUACGAAGUGCGAGGAAAUAUUAGGAAGUUCGGCAUCACCAAACUCCUGGAUGGUGGAGUGUACAAAGCUGCCUAUCCCCUCCAUGAUAGCAGGUUUAAUGUCAAGUCUGAAGAAGAGGACUGUCCCAAUGAGAGGCUUCUACUCUUUAAAGAGUGGGCACAUCCCAAAAACUUCUACAAGAUGCAGCCACUUGACCUCAUAAGGAAGUACUUUGGGGAGAAGAUCGGCAUUUACUUUGCCUGGCUCGGUUUUUACACCAUGAUGCUCAUUGUGGCGGCUGUCGUGGGACUGGGCUGUUUCCUUUACGGCUACCAUAACCAAGAAACAAGCACAUGGAGCAAAGAGGUGUGCGACCCAGAGAUCGGAGGACAGAUCGUUAUGUGUCCACAGUGUGACCUCUGCAAAUACUGGAUGUUAAACAGCACUUGUGACACUUCAAAAACACUUUGCGUAUUUGACCACUUCGGGACUUUAGUGUUUGCUGUUUUCAUGUCAGUGUGGGUCACUUUGUUCCUGGAGUUUUGGAAGCGCUACCAGGCGGAGUUGGAGUACGACUGGGACACUGUGGAGUUUCUGGAGCAGGAAGAGCCGCCUCGCCCAGAAUAUGAGGCCAAGUGUAUUUAUGAGAGGAAAAAUCCGAUCACUGGGGUGAAGGAAAAGGUGCCUUAUACAACCUGUGGACGGUGCGUUCGGGUGUCAAUAGGAAUUGGAACCGUCUUAUUCUGGAUUUUUCUGAUCCUGGCCUCUAUUGUGGCCAUCAUUGUGUACCGACUGGCUGUCUUCCUCACAUUAUCAGUUAAACUCAGAGACUCCACUGAGCUGAAGAACUUGGAGCCAAUAAAGGAGUAUGUGACGCCCCAGAUGGCCACCUCUGUCACAGCCUCCAUCAUCAGCUUUGUUGUCAUCAUGAUCCUUAACAUGCUCUACGAACGAGUCGCCAUCUGGAUCACAGACUUUGAGCUUCCUCGGACGAUGAGAGACUACGAGAACAGCUUGACGAUGAAGAUGUUCCUGUUUCAGUUCGUCAACUAUUACUCCUCCUGCUUCUACAUMGCCUUCGUGAAAGGAAAAGCAGUCGGCCAUCCUGGAGCUCCAGUUUAUCUCCUGGGGAAGUACAGGAAUGAGGAGUGUGAUCCAGGUGGGUGUCUAAUUGAGCUGACCACUCAGCUCUCUAUCAUCAUGGGUGGGAAAGCCAUCUGGAACAACAUUCAAGAAAUCCUUAUACCGUGGCUGAAGAACCGGUAUUCCUACUUCUGCUCUGGUAAAGUCAUAGAGAAGGAGAGACCUCGCUGGGAGCAGGACUACAAGCUCCAGGACCUGUCCAAACUGGGACUGUUCUAUGAAUAUCUUGAGAUGGUCAUCCAGUUUGGCUUUGUGACCCUCUUCGUGGCCUCCUUCCCCCUGGCUCCAGUUCUGGCUCUGAUCAACAACAUGUUUGAGAUCCGGGUCGAUGCCUGGAAGUUCACCACUCAGUUCCGUCGCAUGACGCCGGAGAAGGCCCAGGACAUCGGGGCUUGGCAGCCCAUCCUCCAAGGCGUCGCCAUCUUGGCCGUCGCAACGAAUGCCAUGAUCAUCGCAUUUACAUCCGACAUGAUUCCACGACUGGUUUACUACUGGUCCUUUUCUGUCUACCCGUAUGGAGACAACGUUGACCACACCAUGCAGGGUUACAUCAACAGCUCCCUGUCCUUGUUCAACAUCAAUGAUUUCCACAAUAACUCRUUAGGAAUCACAGCUGAUGAGCCUCGCAACAUCAGCGUUUGCAGGUAUCGAGAUUAUCGGUUUCCUCCUGGACACCCGAGACAAUACGAGCACAACAUGCUGUACUGGCACGUGAUUGCCGCCAAAAUGGCGUUUAUAAUUGUUGUAGAGCACAUUGUUUACUUCACCAAAUUCAUCCUGUCCUACGUCAUCCCAGAUGUCCCGUACGCAGUCAAAGAACAAAUUAAACGAGAGAAGUACCUGACCCAAAUGCUCCUCCAUGAAACCAACCUGAAGUUGGUGAGCAAACGCUUGAAAUCAUCUCUAGAUGAAGAGACGAGCGAAGCAAAAGGGCACGAAGAACAUGAAUUAUGAUACAAAUAUUUUUUAAAAAAGAAACAAGACUCGUUUACGUUUUUAUAUCAGUUUCUACAAGGUUUUUGUUGCAUCCAUAAAAAAAACUGUUAAUCCCUCCCACCGUGUGAAUUACUCAGCAGCCUGAAAGACGACUUCUUAUUUUUGGAGUUGCAAGGCAGGAUGAAGAAACCACUCGUCUUUAAACUCUCUGUUUUUGCAUCGAACUUCCCCAUCAUGUUUGGUUAUGUCAAGCUGGAAAAACCUUUCAGCAUCUGUCAUUAGGGGGAUUCCACCACUUCUUUUCAUCAGAUUGUAYAAAGUGCAAUAGCUAAUUAUACGUUGUGAAACAAGUAAUGGCAACGUCUUUAUCACRUUUUUAAAAAUGCAAUUAAAGCGUCCUUAUGAAUAUUUUUAAACUGAAAUACACAAAUAUCAGCAGCUCACUUGAAGCAUAUUCAUACAUGUCAACCUCUUCUGAUGUUUACCUGUAUAAAGAGCCUCGAAAAUCCGUAAAUUUGGCAAAAAAUCCRUACAACUCRCACCCGGGGCGGUGUCUGYGGGCUGCGGACAUCAAAGCGCCUGCUGCUGCGAAGCAGGAGGGAAGGAGAGCGGAAAAAGUUCAAUACUUCUUUCUAGCGGCAGAACAGGUUGGAAGAUGG